AUGAGCCAAGGUAAUAGAGAAUUGUCAUAUUCUACUCAGUCUACAGAAAUAAAUGGUAUUUCACACUAUGGAUCACCUGUAAUACAUUUUAUCAAACCUUCUCAUUGUAAUUAUCGAAAUUUUAAAAACAUUGGGAGAUCAACAAAUGGAGAAAAAUUUAACAACGUCACUUGUAAAAGAAUAAAACGUCUUGAAAAACCUCCAGUCUCACUCAAUCCAAGUAAUUAUUCUCGACAAACUGGACGAAAUCAAUAUUUUAUUAUAAAAAUGUCAAUUAAAUCGCAAGCUGUUAAUAAUAUUGGGAUUAAUCAAUCUAGAUCAACAUUCGAUGAAGGUUCUUUGGAUACUAUUAUUUUACGAUCAAAAUCAAAAUUAACCACCACGUCUUCACCAAAUAUAGUAACAAAAGUUGCAACUUUUCGAUCAACUCAAGUACAUGAAAACCAGAGUUCGAAGACGAGAAACUCAACGGAUAAAUCUUUCGGAGGUUUAAACGAAAUAAAAACCGUCGGUACAAAGAAAAAACGGUCUCCUGUCAAGCGUUCAAGAUUACCUGUAUGCACAAUUGCCCUCCUUGCUCUUCUUAUUAGCGUAGCUAUUGCUGGAAUUGUCACUGGUAUUGUGGUGAUUUUGAAAAAUACAAGAACAACAGCGAUAAAGGCAACAAUGAAACCAGUGAUAUGUCCAUCAGCUGUUUGGGAUCCAAAUGGAAUUACAGUGGCCGGAUCAUCUAGUGGCAAUCCCGGUUCAACGCCAUCAUUAUUAAAUGGGCCCUAUGAUCUUCGAGUUGAUUCAGCACUUAAUGUGUAUGUAGCGGAUUAUUGGAAUUAUCGUUUCAUUAAAUGGUUUCCGAAUAGUACAAAUGGAACAGUUAUUGGUCCGAAGCUUGGUAAAAGUCCGCCUGUAGAUACACAGCAUCUGAAUACAGCUACAACUCUAUGUUUCGAUUCAACUGAAUCUAACUUGUAUCUAUCAGAUACAUCCAAUUGUCGUAUUCUAAAAUUAAAUAUAGCAACAGGAAAUAUCACAGUUAAGAUUGGUUCAGGUUGUGGUAAUGCUCUCAAUCAAAUCUACUGGUGUGAUGGAUUAUAUGUCGACCGAUUUGAUAAUAUGUAUGCUGCUGACUUUUGCAAUGGUCGUGUACUUAAAUUUCCUCCUAACUCAAAUGUAUCUACAAACGGUACUAUCAUAGCGGGAACUGGUGUGAGAGGUUCAGCUCUCAAUCAACUAGAUACACCCUACAAUAUUUAUGUUGAUGAAUCUGAUAACGAUACAUUGUAUGUAUCAGAUUAUUAUAAUCAUCGUGUAAUGAAAUGGCUGCAAAAUGCUACAAAUGGAAUAGUUGUCGCAGGAGGAAACGGUGCUGGAUCAUCCUAUACACAACUGACAAAUCCACAAGGUGUUUUUGUUGAUUCAUUUGGAACAAUCUACGUUGCUGAUUAUGGUAAUCAUAGAAUAAUGAAAUGGUUGAAAGGUGCAACAAAUGGAACGCUAAUAGCAGGUAUUUCGGGAAUUGCAGGAAACACGGCAAUGUACUUGUCGAAUCCUUCUGGAAUUCAAUUUGAUAAGAAUGGAGAUAUGUAUGUUUCUGAGUAUACAAAUAAUCGUGUUCAACGAUUCACAAUUAACAAUACUUCAUGUUAA
Messenger RNA from Adineta ricciae, 1644 nucleotides. NCBI's taxonomy places the organism in Eukaryota, Metazoa, Rotifera, Eurotatoria, Adinetida, Adinetidae. The record is from the annotation of a GenBank genome assembly.